AGAACCUGCCCACAACAAGAAGCUGUCUUAAGAAUCUUAUGCUCUUUGCCGGUUUGUCCUUCUAUGCCAGCGUUUAUCCAUCCACCACUCUUCCUUCCAGAGCAUUCUCCAGGAGUGCCAAAACCCAGAGCUUUGGAACCAAUACAUUACAUUAACCUCUAAAUGAAAGAGGUCUUUUCAAACCUGGAUCCCUUUGGUGGUCUGGUUCCUGCCUGGAUCCUGUAAAAGGAUUUUGGUGAGCUACAUGAGUAGUUCAAGGUCAAGGAUGUCGAAGCCUGUUAGAACCUGUUGCCAAAGCUUGUGUUUCGUAGAUGUAUAUUUGCAUUUCUCUUUAGACAGUGUAUUUUAAUACAUAACAAGCGUAAGGACUUAUGGUGAAACUAAGAUUACACGAUACUGGAGAUAUCUUUUUUUUAGACCCAUACCUGUUCUGCUGGAGGAAUAACCUGAAACGCAAAUGCUGCGAGAAUUUGGAUUGUAAUGCAGGGCUUGGUGUGGAGCUGGUUGGUUAAAGCAAAUACAUUUUGAAAUGGGGAAAGAAAACAAUUUCAAAAUUCAAGAGGUGUUUUUCAAAAUGCAACAUUUUAAUCAGCAUCUUAGGUUGUAAAGCAAAAACAAGGAAUAUUUUAAUGUCUUCAGAGGUGAAGUUUAUUUCUAUGGAAAAUUUAGAAGAGGUUAGGUAAGCAGCUCUUGCUAUUGUGAGAGAGAUGUGGUGUUGCCACACUCUCUUUUGGAUUAAAUUUCAACAUCUUGAAGUGGUGGCUAGAGGUGCUACACCACUCGGUGGAAAGGGAAGGUGACCGGAUUGUUGGCAAACGGGGUUCCAAAGCAGGAAUUAGCCUGAGCCUCUUGGCAUAGCAAUAGCAUUACGGUAGCCUGAUUUCUAAAACUGUUUUGAAGCCUGGCUGCGGUUGUAGCGCCCUGCAUUUGGGUCUCCUGAAAUAGUUUGUAUAUAAAUGAUUAUCUUGGCCAACAGCAGCAAUGCUGGUUGGAAAAGCAGCCCAGAAAGUUACAAGAGCUACGUUUAUUAUAGGACAAAGAAAAAGAAGCCUCUGGAGCACAGGGAGGGGUGGAUUGCCAUAUGCACCUGUUGGUGGGGUGGGAUGAAGUGAUACCUGUCUGUAGAGCUGAAUGCAAUGUCAGAACUCAUAAAAAUCAUGGUAAUUGAGUGCUGGGUUAAAAAGAAUUGUGAUUCUGAGCAAGGAUGCUUUUAAAACUUUUAAAGCUGUCUUUGCCAGAAGGAUUUAAAGGUUCGCUUAUGGCACUCACCGAGUGUUCCUUUUAUAAGAAGGACAAAAUAAUUCAGCCUUUACAGUGAAACCUCAUAACUAAUUCGAGCACGUGGGUGUGUGUUUUGUUGCUCUUUUAUUCCCCAGAAGGAGAAAGGCCAUUGUUCAUGACAAGCAAUAAACCGACACGAACUGCAUUGGGAUGUUGCUGUUGAUGGCUUCUUCAGGUGUCUGCUGCAUUUGCUGUUUGCUUCAGGUGUGAGGAGGAUUGGCACAAAGAUCAGACCUUUAUUUUGGGUGGUGGAUGUUUGUUUGUAGCCAAGGCAAGCUGAGCUGAGGUCCAUCAGUAAUAACAGUCAUCAUCAGGAGGAUUACAGACAUAACACAGGUGCCGGAGAUCUGCCGUCUGCAAUCGAUGUUACUGCGACUGCUGCUGUUUGUGGUUUUAAAAGGAAGGCAGCCAACGGUACAGGCUGGAGCAUCUUUGCUAUGUGAAGAGUUUCCCUUCGUGUUUGAUCUGGUACAUCCCACACUACUCGACGUGCAUCGUUAAGGCCAACCAUUAUGAAAGUGCUGAAGCAAACAGUUCCUCGGUCUGUCUUCUGAUUCCUGAAUUUUAUCAGCUCGUGAACGUCUAAUGAAGGCAUUUGAUGGGGUGCCGAGUUCUUUCCUGGAAGGCUUUGAUGUGUGAGGCUCCGCAGAGGGGUGCAGUGCUGUGGGCACGAUAAAGAGCUGAUAGAAACACUUGAAUGACUGGAAUUCAACAUUUCUUUGUGGUUUUACCCUGAGGUAGAGGAAAUAAGCACAAGAAAUUUCUCCAGUUCAGUUAAAGCAUCUGUCAUACAGAACUCUCCUUUGAAAAACUGGGAAGCCUCUUCUGUGUGGAACUGAAAUAGAAGUUGGACUGUUGUCUUGAAUAAAAACUAAGGCAAAGAUGUCCGUCAUAGAUCCAUACCAACACAUUGUGGUGGAACACCAGUAUUCACACAUAUUCACUGUGACAGUAAGGAAAGCCACAAAUGUCACGAAAGGAGCGAUUGGUGACAUGCUUGACACUCCAGAUCCCUAUGUGGAGCUGUUCAUCCCGUCCGCCCCUGACUGCAGGAAGAGAACCAAGCAUUUCAAUAAUGAUGUGAAUCCCGUCUGGAACGAGACCUUUGAGUUCAUUUUGGACCCCAACCAAGAGAAUGUUCUUGAGGUUACUUUGAUGGAUGCCAACUACGUUAUGGAUGAGACUCUUGGCACAUCCACGUUUCCGAUAUCUUCUCUGAAACUGGGAGAGAAGAAGGAGGUUCAGUUAACUUUCAAUGAAGUCACAGAAAUGACUCUGGAAUUGUCUCUUGAAGUAUGCUCUUCAACUGAUCUCCGGUUCAGCAUGGCUCUGUGUGAUGAGGAGAAGAAAUUUCGGCAACAGAGAAGAGAUAAUAUCAUGCACAGUAUGAAAACCUUUCUGGGAGAGGAAAACAGCAGGAACUUGACCACUUCCCGUGAUGUGCCAGUGAUAGCGAUACUGGGUUCCGGAGGUGGAUUUCGUGCCAUGGUUGGGUUUGCUGGAGUCAUGAAAGCACUUUACGAGUCGGGAAUUCUAGACUGUGCGACUUACAUUGCUGGUCUCUCAGGAUCGACGUGGUACAUGUCCACUUUGUAUUCACACCCAGAUUUUCCAGAAAAAGGACCAAAGGAGAUUAAUCAAGAAUUGAUGAACUCCGUGAGUCACAACCCGCUCCUGCUGCUCACUCCUCAGAAAGUCAAACGCUACAUUGAAGCUUUGUGGAAUAAGAAGAGCUCAGGGCAGCCUGUCACCUUCACGGAUAUCUUUGGAAUGCUGAUAGGUGAAACGCUUAUCCAUGAUAGGAUGGACACUACUCUGAGCAACAUGAAGGAGAAAGUUGAUAAUGCGCAGUGUGCUCUUCCACUCUUCACGUGUCUCCACGUCAAACCAGAUGUCUCAGAGCUGAUGUUUGCAGACUGGGUGGAAUUCAGUCCGUAUGAGAUUGGAAUGGCAAAGUACGGCACCUUUAUGUCUCCAGAUUUGUUUGGAAGCAAAUUUUUUAUGGGGACAGUGGUGAAGAAAUAUAGGGAGAAUCCCUUACAUUUCUUGAUGGGUGUCUGGGGAAGUGCAUUUUCUAUAUUAUUUAACAGAGUGCUCGGUGUCUCCAAUUCUCAGAAUAAAGGUCCCACCAUGGAAGAAGAAUUAGAAAAUAUUAGGCUGAAGCACCUUGUAAGCAAUGAUAGUUCGGACAGUGAGGAUGAGUCACAGCAUCCAAAAGGCACUGAAAACGCCAAGGCAAAUGAAGAAUAUCAGAACAGCAGCCAAGAAAGCUGGGUGCAACGAAUGCUGAUGGCUUUGGUGGGCGAUAGUGCCCUUUUCAACACCAGGGAAGGACGUGCUGGGAAAGUGCACAACUUCAUGCUGGGAUUGAACCUCAACAGCUGUUACCCGCUCUCUCCGCUGGCAGAUCUCCUUACCCAGGAGUCCGUGGAGGAAGACGAACUGGAUGCGGCCGUUGCAGAUCCUGAUGAGUUUGAGAGGAUAUACGAGCCGCUAGAUGUGAAGAGCAAAAAGAUUCAUAUCGUGGACAGUGGGCUUACGUUUAACCUGCCGUAUCCACUGAUCUUAAGGCCUCAAAGAGGCGUGGACCUCAUCAUCUCUUUUGAUUUUUCAGCGAGGCCAAGUGAUUCCAGUCCUCCUUUCAAAGAAAUUUUACUCGCCGAAAAAUGGGCCAAAAUGAACAAACUUCCUUUCCCGAAGAUAGACCCGCAUGUCUUUGAUCGAGAGGGCAUGAAGGAGUGCUAUGUUUUCAAACCAAAGGAUACCUCCUCGGAGAAAGACUGCCCAACUAUUAUUCAUUUUGUUUUGGCCAACAUCAACUUCCGAAAGUACAAAGCUCCAGGUGUUCCAAGAGAAACACAGGAGGAGAAGGAUUUUGCAGACUUUGACAUUUUUGAUGACCCAAAUACACCGUUCUCUACCUUCAACUUCCAGUAUCCCAACGAGGCUUUCAAGAGGCUUCACGAUCUCAUGGAAUUCAACACCCUCAAUAAUAUAGACGUGAUCAAGCAAGCCAUGAUGGAAAGCAUUGAAUACAGAAAAGAGAACCCCUCUCGCUGCUCUGUGUCCCUCAGCAGUGUUGAAGCAAGGAGGUUCUUUAAUAAGAACAAUCUUAACAACAACCACACAUAGAGGACGCAUCGUAGGUCCUACUCCUUCAAGAAGGUGGUUCUGUAUAACUGGAGUCAACAGACAUUAUUGGAGCGUCGCUGCUCCUGAACGGGGCCGUGCACAACUCCUGAAAACACUUUCUUACGGAUUUUCACAUUUAGAUAUGAUUUUGUACGUUUUUAAAACAUUGGAAACAUUUCAGUACGCCGAUAUCUUUAUUUUAAAACCUAUGGAAUGGGUUUAUUUUAAUAAUGGUCAUUGGGGUCAGUGUCUUUCUUUUUCUUACAGAAUUGGUGUCUCCUUGUGGGGCAAUUGCCUGAUUUUUAGUUGAUAUAACCCAGGCAUAUCUUCAAAUGCAAGAUGGAAUUAGAAACAUGGUAGAAUAAAACUUUAAUAGCAGAAACGAUGCAUGGCCCUGGGAUCAGGCCAGAUUCCACUCUGCUUUGUCUCAGUGAGAAGAUUGCCCUUCACUUUGGUUGGAGAAAUCGGUAAUUCCAAACCGCUGCCAGACAGCAGUGGCUCCUUAGGAUGUGAAGUUGCUUGGCUGCUUAUCUGCUCUGGUCAGGUUGGUUUCUUAUACUGGGAUGGAUUUGCUCACUGGUAACCAUCAGCUGUACUGGCGUUAGCAGAACUCUAUCAGCAGGCUGUGUUUAUUUCCAGUUUUGCUUUUUUGCAUGAAUUGUGUCCCUUAAAAUAACUUGGCACAUGGAUAGAAAAAUGCAGUCACACCUCCAAAACCUUCCCCCCUCUUUGGAAUUACGUGUGUGGCACGGGAAAGGGCAGAAGGUCACUGGUGGCCAUGCACAACGUGCAGGACUGAGCAGCGUUCGGGGCGCUGCGCUGGCUUCUUCCUGUUAAGUUUUAAGUUUGUGGGAUGAACCCUCAGCAAAUGCACCUGGUGGCUGUUAUUCCUUAGCUGCUUUCAUCUGGAGCUCGGAGGGGAUUGGAGGGGCUUAGUAGUUCAGUUCAAGGUGAGAUUGUUGACUCUGAAACAGUGAAAAAGAAUAUAACCGUGUUUGUGGAGGGGAGAGGGGAAAACGCGUCGCUGGCUGCCCUGCGGGCACCAAGGCAGGCAGAGGAGCAAAGCACUCCUUCCACUGGCAAUAUCAUCAUAGAGUCAUAUCGUAGAAUGGUUUGGGUUGGAAGGGACCUCAAAGCCCAUCCAAUUCCAACCCCUUGCCUUGGGGUCACCUCCCACUGGAUCCGGUUGCUCAAAUCCCCAUCCAACCUGGCUUUGAACCCCUCCAGGGAUGGGGCAGCCACGACUUCUCUGGGCAACCUGGGCCAGGGCCUCACCACCCGCACAGGAAAACUUCUCUUUUUAGGCUCUCGUCUCAAUCUACAGAGCGUAUUCUCAGUAGGAAGAGUUGCAGAACCGUGGUCAGAAGGAGCUGUAAGUGGAAUUUCAAUGUUAGGACUUUGGCUGUCGCUAGGGUUCCGAUCUCACCCCCUUCCUUUCCAGUGGAGCUGUCAGGUACCAGCGGACCCAGGGGCCGUGGUGAGUGCCGUCGCUUUGUGCGGGGGCUGUAGGAAGCGGAGGUGAUCUUUUAUUGAAUGGUUUUUUUUUGGACAGUUUCUACAAUAACAGCUCAUUUAUCAGAGUUUAUUGCUAAUUUGGUGGCUGUUCCUUUUAUUGUGAAUUAUUGAGUUGGUUUUAAUUGCUAAAAUCUGUAAGUCCAUGGGAAGAGAAGUAAUUAUAACGCAUUUCUUUUAACAGCUACUGCAUCAUCCUUCCUUAAAUCUACAUGCAAUAUUAUGUGAUUAAUAAUGUUUUUGGUAUUGAUCAAUAGGUUUUAUUUCUGUUUGAGUUAGUGCAUGUUUAAAAUCAAGAGAGAAAAUAAAAGUAACUUAUCUUAGUGCUGCAUAAUUUAAAUAUUUUCAAUAAAUUUUGGAAUACAGGAGGAAACUGGUACUGUUAUUUUAUUGUCGUAUUCUCUUUUUAGUGUUUUUAUUUCC
This is a messenger RNA of Cuculus canorus (common cuckoo), 6348 nucleotides long. RefSeq names its product phospholipase A2 group IVA (gene PLA2G4A). The coding region runs from base 2164 to 4413 and encodes 749 amino acids. The transcript has 24 exons. NCBI's taxonomy places the organism in Eukaryota, Metazoa, Chordata, Aves, Cuculiformes, Cuculidae. Gene Ontology annotation, molecular function: calcium-dependent phospholipid binding; calcium ion binding. The record is from RefSeq and is a predicted model, not a curated record. Gene Ontology annotation, cellular component: nucleus; cytosol; endoplasmic reticulum. Gene Ontology annotation, biological process: glycerophospholipid catabolic process.